CGCAAAUCAAAGAAGUUUCUUGUUUCCUUUUCGCAGGGUUUUAGGCAUAAUCUUGCGAUGUUUUUAUGAAGUUUUGCUUUAGUCAUUGACUAACUAUACAUUAAUAAGGUACAUACAACUGCUGAAGGACCACGAUGGAUCAGUCACACAGAGAUAUCUUGAAGAAGAACAGGACAUUUAUAAUAGACAGCAUAGCUAACCCGAUAGAGGUGGCAGAGAGGUUGUUUGAGCGAGAUAUUUUUACAGAAGGCAUGAGGCAAGAAAUUGAGGCUCAAAAAACACCAAAUGACAAAGUUCGGAAAAUUAUCGACACUGUUCCAAAAAGAGGUCCAAGAGCCUUUGGAAUAUUUCUUGAAGUGUUGCAUGCUACAGAUAAUACUGACCUAGCAGCAAGACUCAGCGGAUCUGGGAUGGGGGAUGGGCAUAGCCGGGGUGUGGCCAUUCCUCAGGAGGAUGUUGCCUUGCCAACAGAAUGGCCAAGCGAGGCGCACAUGACAGCACCAAUUGAAGUAAAACCAUGUAAUGUUUAUGGAGACCAAGUACGAACACAGUGGAGAAACCCUAAUGUGUACAACAUGAAAAAGCAGAUCAGAGGAAGAUGCUUCAUUAUAUCGAACAAAAUGUUUUAUGCUACGGAACUUGAUGAGAAAGGUGUGGCAAGGAGUAAACUGGGGACCCGUUACGGCACAGAAAAGGAUGUAGAAGACCUUAAAAAGCUGUUUCAACAACUACACUUUCAAGUUGAUGUUAAGAAAGAUCUUAAGAAGGAUGAAAUGUCCACUGCUUUAUUUCAAGAAUCAUCGAAUAUGUCCCUACGAGAUAUGGAGUGUUACGUAUGUGUGAUAUGCAGCCAUGGGACGCGGGAGGGGAUAUAUGGGACAGACGGAGGAGUCAUCACACUGGAAGAAGUAACAUCGUACUUUGAUGGUCAACAUUGUCCGUAUCUCAUGCAGAAACCAAAGUUGUUCUUUAUACAGGCUUGUCAAGGAGACCAAGUGGACCGCACGUCUGGCCAAACAGGGGACUUAGGCCAGGAUCUCUCAACUCUAUCCAGACAGUUUAAGAAGAGUGUGAGCAUCAAAGAUGGAUGUCAACCAGAUGCAGGCCCCGAACCACCUCGACCACAGGUUUUUGUGGAGCCGACUGACAGAACUGAUGCGGUGAUGGGCAAUACUGAGGAACGAAGUGUACCCUCAAAACAGGACAUGUUGGUGGCAUGUGCCACUCAUCCUGAUUUUGUGUCCUUCCGGAAUGAGCAGUUUGGGUCAUGGUUUAUUCAGGCUGUGAUCUAUGUGUUCCAAAAGUUUGCUGCAACAGAAUCUAUCCUCGAUCUACUGACACUGGUCAAUCGGCUUGUAGCUAUAGGGCGGACAUCGACAGAUCGAGGACUCCUAGCCCCCCGGGACGCCACACAGUGUGCCAGAUUUGAGUCCUCACUCACAAAAAAACUGCUAUUCUUUCCUGGUGUGGUAGAUGACAAUUGAGGAGUGAAGGAGCAAUAGUGAUUGAUAUUUAAUAUGUGUCUUUUAAUAUUUGGUUAAAAGGUGGAUAACAUUUAUUCCAACUUGGGCUUUAAUUAAAGUACGAUGUUAAGUUUUUGUCAUUGUUGAACAGUUUACAGUUGACUAGAAGACCUGAGAAGACUGGUUAUAAAGACUGUAGUUUCAAUGUAAUUACUCACUUAUAAUCAUUAAUGCAAUUAUGAUUUUUAGCUCUACUGGCCAAAGGCCAGAAGAGCUUAUGCGAUGGUAAUGUGUACGUAGUAUGUGCAUCCGUGCGUCCGUGCGGUCGUGCGUCUGUAAACAAUUGCUUGUGAACACGAUACAGUCUUCAGUUUUGAUUGUAUCGCGAUGAAACUUGUACAGUAUCUAGAUAUCCAUAUCAGCUCGGUUCCUUUCGAAAACCAGCAAGAUCUGCCCAUGAAUGCCUAGAUUAUGGGCCAUGAAAGUUUUAAAGAAAUGCUUUCUAUUUUUAGCCAGGUCUGCAUGAGCGAAUUCUAUUUUUAGCCAAGUUUACAUGUACAUGUAAAUUCAAGUCUAGAGUUAAGGGAGACAAUUUGCAAGUCUAGGAUUUUGAGAGACAAUUUGCUUUUUUGCUUCUGCAGUUGAUUUUGUGAAUUACUCUGCCUUGUUCUUGUUGAAAGCCCAAAGGCCAUUUUUUAGCUUUAGGUUCUGUAGUUUGCGCAUUCAUCUUAACAAAAUUGGUUGUGAAUGUUAUGCACCUGGUGUCGUUACUGGCCACACCCUGGGUUCACAGGUUUGGUAAACAUAAAUCUGGAAAGGUUUGAAAAUCUUUUUGUGUGUUCGUGCAUCCAUCUCAGCACAAUUGAUUGUGAAUGUUUGUUCAAAUUGAUCAAUGUUGUCCUAGGAUGCCCUUGAUUUUGACCUUUUGACCAACUUUUUUUAACUUUUAAAACUACAGAAAAUUUUACUAUGAGUACAGUUUUGAAAGCAUUUUUUUUUUGUCAGAUGACUUUUACUUGGCACAUAUUAAAAUAGUUCAUGCAACUAAUCUGCUUACAAUACUUUCUGGGCUCAGAUGUUGAACGUGCUACGUUUUCAGGUAACCCAAACACAAAACAUAAGCUAUAUGUCUGUUGCCUUUUACCCAUACAUACAUGCUCUGGAUUGAUAUGACCACAAAAGCCAUGCCAGUAGAGCAUAGGCCCUUUUGGGCCUCUUGUUCAUUUGAACAAGAAGUUUAUUGUUGAAAAAGCAUAGAUCAAUUCACAUAUAACUGACCUAAUGAAAUGUUAUGCUUUAACAUACCAGGAACUACAUUGUUAUUGACAAAUAUGACAGUUCCAGAGAACGUUAUCAAGAUUAAAUCUCUGUGUGUUUGAAUUUAACAAUACAUGUAUGAUUUAAAUAGUUUUACACCUGCGCAACAUGAAGGAGGUGUGUCAGUUAAACCAUCUCCAAAUCUUACAUGUAACAACUUAAUACAUGUUCUUUCGAGGAUUUCUACAGACUGAUAAUUUGCCGGUCUGGACCGUUUUUGACUUUGCCGGACGGAUUUCAGUAACAGAAAAGUGCUAAAAAUAUGUACAAAAAUUGCACCUUUUUUAAAUUUCGGUCCAGAACAGCUUAUCAGUAAAUAAUUUAGAAAUUCUAAUACACAGUGUUUGUCUUACCCAUUCCCCAAAUACCAGGGGACAUCCUUUAGGGUUAUAUUGUCUCUUUUAAUUGAUUUGCUGUUUUUAUAACAUCAAAGGGAUUCCUAUCCAUCAAGUUUGACAAACAUCAGUGAAACUUACAUUAGCUAUAACUGUAUGUGGUGUGUAUUACACAUAAGUAAAAUAAAUGUUCUAGGUUUAAACAUCACAAGCAUAAUUUUACUAACAUAAAAAACUUACAUAUGUGUUUGUAAAGCCCAUGUAUUUUAACCAUUAUAAACUUUGCAUGAUUUAAUCAGUACUUGGGUCUUUAGCUAGAGUUAGGCAGGGUGCAGAGCCCUGUCAUUUUUUGGUAGCAAGCUUUUUGGUAUAGUCCACCCUAAGUCUGUCAGAUAAUUCUGUUACUUUGAUUUUAACUUAUAAUAUGCUUGUAUAAUACAAACUUAUUUUGCAGUUCUAAUCCCUGAUAUUACUUCAAUUUAACACAACCUCAAACAUUUUCUGUCAAAUUCAUAAUUCAGGUUCUUCCUAGCCAGAUUCAGUAUGCCCCAUAUUCCUCUUAUGCAGCACCCGGCCAUUAAAAACCUAGCUAAACACCUAGUACUUAAUAUAACUUAUGAACUCACUCACUAACUUUGUGUCAUAUCGCUCAAUAGCAUGUAUUUAACUGUCCUCAUUUCUUGUUUGUUGUCAGACUAUUGUUAUUUUGUUGCAUUAUAUUGUAAGAACAACUAUAUCUCUUAAAUAUAUUGGGUAUUAUUUUCAUAUACUGUUGUCCUUUCAAACAGCCGUCAGCAAAUUAUUGUUUGACUUAUUUUAUUUUUAGCUUAUACAUCAGAUGUACACUAUUCACCAAAAACUCUUUGAAGCACAAGAUAAUAAUUGGAUUUACCUAUAAUAUAACAUCAUAAGAACAAGUUAAAAAAAGAAAAUAUCCUCUAUCACUUUAAGAAUUUAAAUGGCAAAAUGCUUUUAAAGUAAACCUGUUUUACUGUGAGUUGAACUCAUUCUGUAUUAAUUGUUGUACUAGUAUAAUUGGACAUUUGGACUGUACCAUGUACUUACACUCAUCUUCUUGCCUCAUAUCAUAAAUUACUUCUCUUAAUGAUGCACUCUUACUCUCAAUUAAGAUUUACCACAAUUUAUAUAUUUUUUUUAAUAUAUCAGGGAUGAAUAAAUGUUGAAAAUAGUUCUUCUGAAGGAAACCGAUUUAAUUUGAAAGAAAGUUGCAGAAAACUCAGGAUUUCUUCCCUAUGAAUCAAUAGUAGAUCACAGUUAAUCUUUUAGCACUCACCAAUCAUUUAACAUUUUUGCGUUUUCAGCUAUUAAAUACACAGUUACAAUCUUGUUAUGAGAAAUUAAUAUUUUCCAUAAAUGCAUUGUUUUGUAAGCAGUUAAAGGUUUAUCAAUCAAAAUUUAUGUUUGUUUUACAUGCGUAUGUAAUGCAAUUGAAUAAGAGUGUAACUUUAACAUUAUAUUUUGUCUACAUGUCAAAGACUUGUUGUGAUUGUUUCAAUAAAAAACUUUUACACUA
Messenger RNA from Mya arenaria, 4649 nucleotides. RefSeq names its product caspase-7-like. The transcript is spliced from 9 exons. Lineage: Eukaryota; Metazoa; Mollusca; Bivalvia; Myida; Myidae. Gene Ontology annotation, molecular function: cysteine-type endopeptidase activity. The record is from RefSeq and is a predicted model, not a curated record. Bases 135 to 1484 code for a protein of 449 amino acids. Gene Ontology annotation, biological process: regulation of apoptotic process; proteolysis.